Coffea eugenioides is the source of this 1335-nucleotide messenger RNA. RefSeq names its product E3 SUMO-protein ligase RanBP2. Gene Ontology annotation, cellular component: cytoplasm. NCBI's taxonomy places the organism in Eukaryota, Viridiplantae, Streptophyta, Magnoliopsida, Gentianales, Rubiaceae. The record is from RefSeq and is a predicted model, not a curated record. The transcript is spliced from 7 exons. Gene Ontology annotation, molecular function: mRNA binding. The coding region runs from base 89 to 1111 and encodes 340 amino acids.
UUUCCCUUUUUUUUUCGGUGGAAAGAAACUUCUGGGGUUUUCUUGUUCUUGGUGAGGGACAGAAUCUAUCACGAGCAAGUUUAUACGGAUGAGUGGCGGCGGCGGCGAUGGAGGAAGUGGAGGACGAGAAGGCGAUUGGGACUGCAGCGGUUGUGGCAACCGCAAUUACGCUUUCAGAUGCUUCUGCAACAGAUGCAAGCAGCCGAGGCUCCUGGUUGACAAUAAAACCCCAGCCGAUUCCAAAUGGCUCCCCCGCAUCGGUGAUUGGAUCUGCACCGGUUGCACUAACAACAAUUAUGCAUCAAGAGAAAAGUGCAAAAAAUGCGGGCAACCAAAGGAGAUAGCAGCGAUGCCAGCUAUGGCAAUCCCUGGAGCUUCUGUCCCAACUUAUCCAAAUUAUUUUGCCAGGGCACAAGGAGGACUCGAUCAAAGGAUAAACAACGGAUUGUUGGGGAAUGGAUCUCUCCAGCAGUCACUGCCUUUGAGCUCUAACUGGCCUUUUGCUGGGGCUGAUAAAUUUGGUCUUCAACCAGCUGCUACUUGGCCAGUGAAUGGGAUGAAUACUUCUGGUGUUCUGCAUGCUAGCCAAGCUAAUCAACUAGUUUCUGCUCCAAAAAGCUGGCGCAGUGGUGACUGGAUCUGCAGCUGUGGCUUUCACAACUAUUCUUCUCGUGCACAGUGCAAAAAAUGCAACACUCCAAUGCCAGAAGCUGCACGUUCUUCUUUUGUCAGUACGGCAAUUACAGCUCAUGGAACAAAAAGAGUAGCUUCUGAAGAACUUGUUCACGAAUGGGAUAGCAAGAGACUGAACGCUGGACAGCCUGCAUAUUCAGGACCUGAAUCUGUUGUCGGUCCUAGUGGCAGUCAACCAUCUCUCAUUUACUCGACCUUUCCAAGUGCAAGUUCAGCUUUGGGUCCAAAUUUGCGAUUUAAUCUGCAGGUACCGCAUGUACCAGCAGCUCCUACUCUUCUUGGCAAAGGGGCAAAACAAUGGCGUGAUGGGGAUUGGAUGUGCAAUAAUUGCAACAAUCACAACUACGCAUCUCGAUCAGAAUGUAACAGGUGCAAGAAGCAGAGAGAGGUGCUUCUUCAGCAAGUUGGUGUUGCGUAGCCUACAGCAUUGAAGGGAUUUUAAGUUUGCUCCAAUUGUGUAACAGCUACUGUUGAUUAUUGGACACAUGGAUUCGAUGCGGUGAUCAUUCGAUCAUCCUGCCUAGAUUUGGUUUGAUUUACUGCACAGUGCGGGUACAAAUUGAGUUUAUUAUGAAAGGUUGUGUUCCAGUGUGAAGUAUGAAAAUGUGCAAUCUUUCUCAGGAGCCUUUUCACUGUUUAAAA